This is a messenger RNA of Penicillium cataractarum, 1623 nucleotides long. RefSeq names its product Major facilitator superfamily domain general substrate transporter. The transcript has 3 exons. Bases 1 to 1623 code for a protein of 540 amino acids. The record is from RefSeq and is a predicted model, not a curated record. Gene Ontology annotation, biological process: transmembrane transport. NCBI's taxonomy places the organism in Eukaryota, Fungi, Ascomycota, Eurotiomycetes, Eurotiales, Aspergillaceae. Gene Ontology annotation, molecular function: transmembrane transporter activity.
AUGUCAUCUUCAGGCAAAUACGAGACCUCAUUGUCGUCAGAGACUCAUCCUCGAAGCCACAUUCCGGACUGGAAGUGGAAGGGAACUCUUACAGUCCUCGUUCUGACAACCCUCAUUAAUGGCUAUGAUGUGAGCAAUGUGGCCAACAUCCAGCCCGCCCUUUACAAGGCCUUCGGCAACAUUACGCUUCUGCCAUGGAUCGGCCUGUCCUUCAGUCUUGCUAUGUUUGCUGUUUUGUCCUUCUCCCGGAAGAUCAUGUAUUGUGUCGACCUGAAAUGGAUCUAUAUUGCUAAUGUUGUGAUCUUUAUGGCUGGUGCUGCUGUAGCUGGUGCAGCAUCCGAUCUCCCUGCGGUCAUAGUUGGCCGGGUCAUCAUGGGUGUCGGUGGUGCUGUCGUUUACCAAAGCAACUUGACAUUUGUUGCCGUCUUUGCCACGCCCGAUGAGACUCCUCGUCUAUUCGGUCUUCUGAGCGCAACGUGGGCUGUGGGUCUUGUUCUUGGAGGUCCUAUAGGGUCCGCUCUUGCCUCGAACAGACACACUACCUGGAGGUGGGCUUUCUACAUGAACCUACCUUGGGCGGGUCUCAGUCUUGCACUUGCCAUUAUCUGCCUUCCUCGCAAAUACCUAGGGCCAGACAGUUCGUUGCUCUCCAGGUUGAUGGCGAUAGACCCCAUCGGCAUUGCGUUCAACAUGGCGGCCCCGGCACUAUUUGCCCUUGCACUGGAGUUCUCCGGUCCUGUGUGGCACUGGGGGUCUGGCGCAUCCAUCACAGUCUGGGUGAUUUUCGGGGUGGUUCUGAUUGGAUGGGUCGUCCAACAAUAUUGGUGCAUUGGCACGACUUCUGAGCAACGCGCCAUCCCCAUUCACUUACUCGGCCGAGUUGAUCUGCUUCCACUCUGGAUCGCGUCUGGCUGUGCGGGUGCUUCGUAUGCCAUCACACUCUACUACAUGCCACUCUUCUUCGCAUUUGCUCACGGCCACGAUGCCAUGGGGCAAACUAUCCGCCUUCUUCCUUUUGUUCUAGUUUUCAUCACCGUGGUCAUGCUCGUCGGGGGGUUGCUCCCGGUCUUUGGCCGUUAUAACUUGAUCUACAUCGUCGCGGGCAUUGCAACUGCCGCGGGGGCCGGUGCUAUGGCUGGCACCCUGAGUCCUAGUGUCUCCGAAUCCCAGGUGUUAGGCCUGGAAGCACUCAUUGGCAUCGGUCUUGGCUGUUCGUUCCAGCACGGGGUCGGUAUUUCGAAUGUGAUAAACAAGAACCCACGCGAUCGUGUCGACAGCGCGGUCAUGUUCAACAUGGCACAAAUGGGUGGAAUUGUAAUUGCUCUGGCGGUUGCCGGCUCUAUUUACCAGAAUGUUGGAUACAGCCUGCUGACAGACGCCAUUGGGGAUAGCGGGUACUCAGAAAAAGACCUGCGUGAAGCGCUUGCAGGUGUAUCGUCAGCAGUGUGGCAGUCCGGCAACCCGGAGGUUCGUUCUCUUGGGAUUGAUGCCGUGGCCGAGGUGAUUGGACGGGAGUUUUAUGUGGUGGUGGCCGGAGGUACAAUCUGUCUCCUCUGUGGGUUGGCGAUGAAGUGGGAACGAUUGGAUUAUAACAGGAAAAAGAGCAGCGAUGCCGAAACGUGA